Messenger RNA from Vollenhovia emeryi, 4175 nucleotides. It is a transcript of the gene Sec31, whose product is annotated as protein transport protein Sec31A. The transcript has 15 exons. Bases 155 to 3874 code for a protein of 1239 amino acids. Gene Ontology annotation, molecular function: protein binding; structural molecule activity. Gene Ontology annotation, biological process: intracellular protein transport; endoplasmic reticulum organization; endoplasmic reticulum to Golgi vesicle-mediated transport. NCBI's taxonomy places the organism in Eukaryota, Metazoa, Arthropoda, Insecta, Hymenoptera, Formicidae. Gene Ontology annotation, cellular component: COPII vesicle coat; endoplasmic reticulum exit site. The record is from RefSeq and is a predicted model, not a curated record.
GACGGGGGGCGGCACCGCCGACGGUGCUCGCGUGCAGCACGCCACGUUGGAAGCCUCGACUUGACGGGUCGUCGCAUCUCGCCAGAGAGAGAGAGAGAGCAGCCCCCGGUCUGCCGUUACGCCCGUGGAGAAGCUGCCCCGUUCACGAGCCAAGAUGAAAGUCAAGGAGCUGCUGAAGACUGUCAAUGUAGCAUGGUCCCCGCCAGCUCAGCAUCCCAUCAUGCUGGCCGCCGGCACGGCGGCGCAGCAGUUGGACGCCAGCUUCAGCACGUCCGCCAGUCUGGACCUGUACUCGCUGAAUCUGCAGCAGCCAGGAUACGAAAUGGAGCUUCAGACCAGCGUACCCAGCGAUCAUAGAUUUCACAAGAUCAUCUGGGAACCCUACGGGAAUAAUCCAGCGGGCAUUAUCGUCGGCGGCUGCGAGGACGGGACCAUAAAGAUCUAUUCUGCCGCAAAGUUAUUGGCCAGGGACAGCAAUUGCCUGAUAAACAGUCCUCACAGGCAUGCCGGUCCUGUUAGAGCGAUGGACUUUAAUCCCUUCCGAGAAGACAAUCAGCUGGCUACAGGUGCGACAGAGAGCGAGAUCUACAUCUGGGAUAUCAAUACAAACAUUUCGACCACCCUUUCUCGGAGCCAACAGUCGGAAGACGUUCAGCAUAUUGCCUGGAACAAGCAAGUACAUUUGAAGGACAUUCUCGCCUCCACAUUUUCACAAUGCUGCGUUAUAUGGAACGUGAAAGAAAAGAAGCCGAUAUUUAAGCUGACAGAUGCAAACACGAGGGUACGCUGGAAAGUUGCCCAGUGGCAUCCGGAUAUUGGAACGCAGUUGUGCUUGGCAUCUGAAGAUGAUCAAACACCCAUCAUUGAAUUGUGGGACGUGAGAGUUCCAACGUCGCCGUUGAAAACUCUGCAAGGCCAUCAGCGUGGUGUCCUUUCGAUCGCGUGGAAUCCGCAGGACGCUGACUUACUCUUGAGUUGCGCUAAGGAUAACAGAAUCUUGUGCUGGAAUCCCAAUUCAAACGCGCUGAAUGGUGAGGUGAUAUGCGAGUUGGCCCAAACAGCUCAGUGGAACUUCGAUGUGUCUUGGUGCCCGAGGAAUCCAGGAUUAAUUGUUGGCAGUAGUUUCGACGGUCAUGCUGUUGUCUACUCUUUAUUAGGCGGGCAAGAGACGUCCAACAAAAUAGCAGAUUCAUUCCCAGGAAUGGACCCUUUCACUCAAUCUACAGUACAAACAGGAACAACGGCAGUAUUGACGAAGGCUCCUAAAUGGUUAAAGAGGCCAUUUGGAGCAUCAUUUGGGUUUGGUGGCAAAUUAGUGAUCUUCGAGAAUCAGCCUGCUGAUCCAAACUUAGCAAAUAAGAAAGCGAAUAGAAAAGUUAUUAUAUCGCAAGUAAUUGUACAACCCAGUCUUAUUCAACGUUCCAACAAAUUGAAAGCAACACUGGAGACUGAGCAAUUCAGUGAGUUCUGUAAGGAAAAGGUAGAUAAGUCUCCAGACGAGCAUACCAAGAAAGUCUGGAGAUGUGUACGCGCUUACUUUGAUCAAAACGUGACGAAGAGUAUAUUGGAGUUGUUGGGUUACAACACCGAGACAAUGAAUAAUAAGCUGAAUCAGUUUGUGCCUCAGGAUGAUAUAAAUGAUAUUGUAGAGGGUGUCUCCAAUCUUAAUAACGUAUUAAAUGGUAAUGUUAUGGUCGGCAGUACUGCGUUUGACGCUGUUGCACAGGAGCAAAGUAAAAAAGUAUCGUCAAACAAGCCUGCAGAUAGUACUUACGUCAUAAAUACUUCUGACGAUGAGGAUGGUCUUAUUACUCAAGCCAUUCUCUUAGGAAAUAUCGAGGCCGCUGUAUCUUUGUGUUUUGCCAGCAAGAGGUACGCCGACGCUAUAAUUCUUUCGAUGGCCGCUGGUCCUGAUCUACUGGCGCGUACCCAAUACAAAUACUUUUUAGAGCACUCUAGUGCAUUAAAUUCUCUUAUCAAUUCACUAGUUAGUGAAAAUUGGGCAGAAGUUGUUAAGAACAGUGAUAUAAAGUGCUGGAAGGAAGCACUGGUUGGUAUAUUUACACAUUCCAAUGCGCAAGAACGAUCUGCCUUGUGCGAUAUGCUGGGUGAUCGCUUGGUGCUGUGUGAAAAUCCCCUUCUUAAAAAGCAAGCGCAAAUUUGUUACAUUUGCUCUGGCAAUUUGAAUAAAUUGAUCGAGGUGUCCGAGGCUGACAUUCAAGAAGUGGUAGAACUGAUCGUAAUAAUGCAGAAAGCUUUGGAACUCCAAGGCAUCAGGGAAGUUCAAAUAGAGGAUAAAAUUGCCAACGUGCUGUCUCAGUACGCCGAGAUGCUGGCGGCGGAAGGCGAUCUGGAAGCAGCCUUGAAUUAUCUUGGGAACACUCAGGACCAAAGAAUUUCGAUGCUGAGAGAUCGUUUGUGCAAAGCUUUGAGCUAUAUGCAGGAGCAGAGGCACGUUACGAAGCCUGCGGCUCAGAAUUACUACGAACAGACGCGAAGGGUAUCGCAAGGUCCGUGCAAUCCGCUGCAACAGCCGUUGCAGCAGCAAACGGCGCCUUCGGCGCAGACUUGGAACACAACUCCGCUAAAACAAACCUAUGGUGCUCCCACAAAUCAGUUCAACGCUCAGCCGUCUCAGCUGUAUGGAAUGCCCCCUCCUCCCCAGCCUCAGAUGCAAUCUACGAUUUACGAUCAAUAUUCUACGUCUCAUCCGUACAAUCAGAUCCCAGCUCAGCCGCUCCCUCCGCCUCCACCGACAUCCACUUCUAACUUGAGUAGCUCGAGACCAUCCAGCGUCGGACCGCAGUCGAGAACAAAAUAUUUGAUAGACCCGUCUGUGAAAUCCACCCAGUCAUACGGUCAGACAAGUUUUCCACCGUCGAACCCACUGUACAAUUCUCAGCAAGUCCCACCUGUCCCCGGCUACCCUCAGCAGAAUUCGUAUCAGCCUCAGGUUCCUAUGCCGGGCAACGUCUACCCCGGUCAACCGCCAAGCUUUAUGAAUAAUCCUAAAGAACCAGAACCGUACAAUCCGCUUCAGCCGAACAUAAUGUCGCCGUUGCAAAAUGUGCCACAGACCCAAAUGUACGACCCUAUCAGAUCGCAGCCUACUCCACAAACGCAGACGUACGGGAGCGAAAAUACGUAUCCAUUGCCGCCGCCGCCGCAAUCAUCUGGAUGGAACGAUCCGCCUAUUGGGAAAAGUUCCAGAGGACAGCCGGUACUAGCACUAUACAGCGAAAUGUCUGCGGAACAUUCUGGCACUAGGAAGUGGAAGGCAAAACAUUCGAAGGGUGUAGACGUUAAGUCGAAGACGGACUAUCAGCUACACAAUCCAAUAAUGCAUCCAUUGCAAACUAAUCAACCGGAACAGAGUCCAUUACCGCAGGACAAUUUCUAUCAGGAGUCUCCCGCACUUUAUAAUCCGCAAUUCAGGCAAGGCGUGCCGAAUACGGCACCACUUAACAAACCAGUUGAACCGUUACAGCCUGUAAUGCCCGCGAGGGUGGCGGAACCUGAGAAACCGAAAGCACCUAUACCCGAGCAACAUAUGCAUUUAAAAACAAUAUUAGAUGAAUUAAAAAAUCAGUGCUAUGAGAAUGCGAAGAAUCCGCAAAUCAAAAGGAAGAUAGAAGAUGUGUCAAAGAAAUUGGAAGUGCUAUACGAUUGCCUUAGAGAGAAUAAGUUGUCUCAGAAUACUCUACAAAGUUUACAUCAGAUAUCACAGAUGAUUCAAAAUGGCAAUUACACAGGUGGACUAGACUUACAUACGCAAUUAGUGUCAGGACCAGAUUUUAGUCAAAUAGCUUCCUUCAUGCCUGGAAUUAAAGUAUUACUUCUAAGUGCCCUUCAAUUGAGCGUUUACAUCAGAUAAAAUGCCCAAAAAUCUAACUUGUUUAUAUAUUCAUCGUGAAUUUUUAUAAUUCUAAACAGCCUUAACAAGAGGAUUAUUUGUUACAUUAACUUUGUAUAUUAAUCUCGAUAGUGAGUAAUCAAUAAUGUAGCAUGUAACUAUGUUCAUAAUCAAUUACGCAUUGAUUGUCAAUUAAAUUUUAUAAAUCCUGUUUUGAAAAUAAUAUUUUAUCGAUUAUCAUAAUUUUAUAUUAUUUUGUUAGUUAUUACGGCUAUUGUUAAAGAUGUAUACAUGUAAGAAAAUAAAACGUCCAUAGAAAAGA